Messenger RNA from Chenopodium quinoa (quinoa), 1530 nucleotides. RefSeq lists its product as uncharacterized. The record is from RefSeq and is a predicted model, not a curated record. NCBI's taxonomy places the organism in Eukaryota, Viridiplantae, Streptophyta, Magnoliopsida, Caryophyllales, Amaranthaceae. The transcript has a single exon. The coding region runs from base 1 to 1530 and encodes 509 amino acids.
AUGUGGCAAUUGUCAAUUCCGUGGGAACUAAUUGAGCCCACUAUGUGUAAGUCCUUUGGCGCUACUCUAUCAGGACCUGCACUUCAGUGGCUUAUCAAUCUCAAGCCAGGUACCAUCACCAGCUUCUCCAGCUUGGUGAACAAAUUCUAUCAUCAAUUCGCCACCAGCCGAGAGCUGGAUAAGCAGAGCAGUGACCUGUAUCGGAUCGUUCAGAAGCAGAACGAGACAACCCGGCAGUACUGGGACAGGUUCAAUCGAGAAAUGGUCAGCGUCAAAAAUUGUGACCACUCAACUGCUAUCGAAGCCUUUCGCAAAGGUCUUAAUUACAGAUCCAGGUUGUAUUAUGAGCUGACAAGAUAUCCUUGCUCUUCAUUUGAAGAAGUUAGAACCAGAGCAAUGGCUGAAGUCCGCGUAGAAGAAGAUGAGCAUGCCAGGAACUUGGUCGAAAGGAGACCGUCGGGAUACCCGGGGAAUCAAUCUUCUAACAAUAAAAACUCUGGCACCCGACAAAGUAGCUGGCAGCCAAGGCGCAGCAACGUCAACAGCAUAUCCGAGCCAAAAGCAGGUGAAAGCUCCAGCUGGCCAGCUAUAGAGUACCAUCUAGAUAUCAGCUCUUAUGGCUUCGAUACCGAUAUAGUAGGAGUGGUAAACGCUCUCAAAGAUAUUGGGCAACCGGUAAGGUGGCCUAGGAAGAGCGACAAACCCGACCACCAGAAGGAUAAAUCAAGGUGGUGUGAAUACCAUGGAGACCAUGGGCAUAGGACUAACGAGUGUAACAGUCUUAAAAGAGAAGUAGCCUGGCUGCUUAAGAGAGGCUAUCUGAAAGACCUCCUUGGAAAAAAGGGAAAAGGGCCUGAAAUCAAGCGGGAAGCACUGCCAGGUCCGCCAGCUUCGCCUACCCCAGGCGUUGUGAUUCAAGCAAUAUCAGGAGGAUCUAGCAUCAGCGGUCUGACCAACUCCAAUGCAAAGCGUAUAGCAAGAGUUGGAACCUCCGCAUCCAGCAUCCCCCAAACCUAUCCAAGCAGUGAAGAAAAGAAGCUGGAUGAUAUGGCAAUACUAUUCGAUGAGAGUAGGAUUAAUGAGCCCGAGCAUCAUGAUUUCUUGGUAAUCUCCCUCCAUGUGGGUCAUUGCAAGAUGAAGAGAGUACUAGUAGAUAAUGGAAGCUCGGCCAACAUAAUUUUCAAAGACUCUCUAGAUCAAGCCGGCUUCAAAGAGUCCAACAUCACCAAAAGGUCUACGGUCCUGGUCGGGUUCAAUGAUGAACCUAUGAAUUCCCUAGGAGAAAUCCAGCUACCUACGCUGCUCAAAGGAAUCAACAUGAUGCACAAGUUCUACGUGAUAGACUGCAAAAUUGCUUAUAACGUGAUAGUAGGAACCCUUUGGAUCCAUAAAAUGAAAGUUAUCCCAUCUACCUAUCACCAACUGCUCAAAUUUCCAAGCCCGUGGGGAGUGGCAGUAGUCGAAGGAGACAGGAAGCAAGCGCGGGAAUGCUACCAGCUCGCCCUAAAACCCCAUGGCCCCGCCAUCUAG